UGGAAGACGACGGGAUAUGGAGGAUCCGGCGGAGGGUGAUCGCUCUGUGGCGGAACAGCAGACGGAGCCUCCCGGCGGGGACGGCCCCGGGCUAUCAACCGGCCUGGUCAGCGACUCUGGCACUAACGGCAAGGCGGUUGUUUGUGAGCGGUGUGGCUCCCGUGUGCUGAGCCCGGGGACGGCGCGGUAUCGCCGCAGAGAGUUGUUCCUGCCAUCGAUGAGGCAGAAAGUGGCAUUGGGCACUAAGGACAGCGUGGUCACAGGAGACCUGCUUCUCGAGCACUGGUUCGUGGACGACAUGUUUGCCUUCGAGAAUGUCGGCUUCACCAAGGACACGAAUAAUAUCAAGUACCUCGUGUGCGCCGACUGUGAGAUUGGCCCUAUUGGCUGGCACUGUGUGGAUGACAAGAAGAGCUUCUAUGUUGCUCUAGACCGAGUGCACCAUGAGUAGAGGGCAAUGAGGGACCACAAAAUGAUGUGCUAACAGGAUCAGGUGGAUCCUUUGUGUUAAACCUGGACAGUGGACAGGGACUUCAAUCAUCUGUCUAGCAGCAGAUGCAUCAAGUGAUAUUCAAGAUUCAAGAUCACAAUUGUAAAGAAGAACAAAAUAAUUGUUACUCCAGAUCCCGUGCAGCACAAAAAACACAAUAAGAUAAAGAACACAGUAAUAAAAACAAUAAAUAUAAAUAGAUAAGAUAGCUUAUUUACAUUGAUUGUAUGUUCAUAAAGUUACGCUAGGCACAGGAGUAUUUGUGUUUAAGGUGACUGACAGGAAAUAAUAAAGUAGUGAUGAUUGGAGGGUGUGGUGGAGUGGAUCAGUGGGGGGAGGUGUUGAUCAGCCUAACUGCUUGGGGAAAAGUAACUUAUUUAUAGAACAUAGAAUAGUACAGCACAGUACUUCGGCUCACAAUGUUGUGCCGAUCCUUAAACCCUGCCUCCCAUAUAACCUCCCACCUUAAAUUCCUCCAUAUACCUGUCCAGUAGUCUCUUAAAUUUCACUAGUGGAUCUGGCUCCGGCAGUGCAUUCCAUGCACCAACCACACUCUGAGUGAAAAAACCUUCCUCCAAUAUCCCCUUUGAACUUUCCACCGCUUACCUUAAAGCCAUGUCCUCCUGUAUCGAGCAGUGGUGCCCUGGCACUGGCUGUCCACUCUAUCUAUUCCUCUUAAUAUCUUGUAUACCUCUAUCAUGUCUCCUCUCCAGAGAGUAAAGCCAUUGCUCCCUUAAUCUCUGAUCAUAAUGCAUACUCUCUGAACCAGGUAGCAUCCUGGUAAAUCUCUGUACCCUUUCCAAUGCUUCUACAUCCUUCCUAUAGUGAGGCGACCAGAACUGGACACAGUACUCCCUGUGUGGCCUCACCAGAGUUUCAUAGAGCUGCAUCAUUACCCCGUGACUCUUAAACUCUAUCCCUUGACUUAUGAAGGCUAACACCCGACAAGCUUUCUUAAUUACCCUAUGAGGCAACUUCCAGGGAUCUGUAGACAUGUACCCCCAGAUCCCUCUGCUCCUCCACACUACCAAGUAUCCUGCCAUUUACUUUGUACUCUGCCUUGGAGCUUGCCCUUCCAAAGUGUACCACCUCACACUUCUCUGGAUUGAACUCCAUCUGCCACUUCUGCAUCCUAUCAAUGUGUCUCUGCAAUCUUCGACAAUCCUCUACACCAUCCACAACACCACCGACCUUUGUGUCAUCUGCAAACCUGCCAACCCACCCUUCUACCCCCAUAUCCAGGCCGUUAAUAAAAAUCACGAAAAGUAGAGGUCCCAGAACCAAUCCUUGGACACCACUAGUCACAACCCUCCAAUCCAACUGUACUCCCACCACCACGACCCUCUGCUUUCUGCAAACAAGCCAAUUCUGGGAUCCACCUGGCCAAACUUCACUGGAUCCUAUGCCUUCAGACUUUUUGAAUAAGCAUAUAGUGUGGAACCUUGUCAAAUGCCUUACUAGAAUCCAUGUAGAUCACAUCCACUGCACUACCCUCAUCUAUAUGCCUGGUCACCUCCUCAAAGAACUCUAUCAGGCUUGUUAGACAUUAUCUGCCCUUCACAAAGCCAUGCUGACUGUCCCUGAUCAGACCAUGAUUCUCUAAAUGCUCAUAGAUCCUAUCUCUAAGAAUCUUUUCCAACAGCUUUCCCACCACAGAUGUAAGGCUCACUGAUCUAUAAUUACCCGGUCUAUCCCUACUACCUUUUUUGAACAAGGGGACAACAUUGGCUUCCCUCCAAUCCUCCGGUACCAUUCCCGUGGACAACGAGGACAUAAAGAUCCUAGCCAGAGGCUCAGCAAUCUCUUCCCUUGCCUCGUGGAGCAGCCUGGGGAAUAUUCUGUCAGGCCCUGGGGUCUUAUCCAUCCUAAUGUAUUUUAACAACUCCAACACCACCUCUCCCUUAAUAUCAACAUGUUCCAGAACAUCAACCUCACUCAUACUGUCCUCAGAGACAUCAAGCUCCCUCUCAUUGGUGAAUACCAAAGAGAAGUAUUCAUUGAGGACCUCGCUCACAUCCACAGCCUCUAGGCACAUCUUCCCACCUUUAUCUCUAAUCGGUCCUACCUUCACUCCUGUCAUCCUUUUGUUCUUCAUAUAAUUGAAGAAUGCCUUGGGGUUUUCCUUUACCCUACUCACCACGGCCUUCUCAUGCCCCCUUCUUGCUCUUCUCAGCCCCUUCUUAAGCUCCUUUCUUGCUACACUAUAUCCCUCAAUAGAUCCAUCUGAUCCUUGCUUCCUAAACCUCAUGUAUGCUGCCUUCUUCCACCUGACUAGAUUCUCCACCUCACUUGUCACCCAUGGUUCCUUCACCCUACCAUUCUUUAUUUUCCUCACCAGGACAAAUUUAUCCCUAACAUCCUGCAAGAGAUCCCUAAACAUCGACCACAUGUCCAUCUUUGAUUCUGUCCUUUUCCAUGAUAAUGUUAAAGGCCGGGGAGCAGUGGUCACUGUCCCCCAGAUGCUCACCCACUGAGAGAUCUGUGACCUGACCCAGUUCGUUACCUAAUACUAGAUCUAGUAUGGUGUUCCCCUUAGUCGGCCUGUCAACAUACUGUGACAGGAAUCCGUCCUGGACACACUUAACAAACUCUGCCCCAUCUAAACCAUUGGAACUAAUCAGGUUCCAAUCAAUAUGAGGGAAGUUAAAGUCACCCAUGAUAACAACCCAGUUAUUUUUGUACCUUUCCAAAAUCUGCCUCCCAAUCUGCUCAGUAUCUCCGCUGCUACCAGGGGGCCUAUAGAGUACUCCCAAUAGAGUAACUGCUCCCUUCCUGUUCCUGACUUCCACCCAUACUGACUCAAAAGAGGAUCCUGCUACAUUACCCACCCUUUCUGUAGCUGUAAUAGUAUCCCUGACCAGUAAUGCCACUCCCCCUCCCCUUUGGAGCACUGAAAUCGAGGAAUAUGGAGAAUCCAUUCCUGCCCUGGUGCCAGCCAAGUCUGUGUAAUGGCCACUACAUCAUAAUUCUAUGUAUGUAUCCAAGCUCUCAGUUCAUCACCUUUGUUCCUGAUGCUUCUUGCAUUGAAUUACAUGCACUUUAGCCCUUCUACCUUACUACCUUUACACCCUUUAUUCUGCUUCUCUUUCCUCAAAGCCUCUUUAUAUGUUAGAUUUGGCUUUCCUCCAUGCACUAUACUUGCAGUUCUGGCAUGACCUUUAUCCUCCUCCACCUCACUAUCUGCUCUAACACUCUGGUUCCCCUCCCCCUGCAAAUCUAGUUUAAACUCCCCAGAGCAGCACUAGCAAACCUUCCCGCAAGGAUGUUAGACCCCCUCCAGUUCAGAUGCAAACCGUCCCAUCAGAACAGGUCCCACCUUCCCUGGAACAAGGCCCAAUUGUCCAGGAACAUGAAGCCCUCCCUCCUGCACCAACUCCUUAGCCAUGUACUUAGCUGCAUUAUCUCCCUACUUCUAGCCUCACUGGCACAUGGCACUCAUCUGAAGAUUGCAACCCUGGGUCCUGUCCUUCAACUUUGCACCUAACUCCCUAAAUUCUCUUUGCAGGACCUCCUCCUCCUUCCUAUGAGUCUGGUGGUCCUGUCAUGGAUGCUAUGUAGCCUCGUCCUUGAUGGCAGUGGGACAAGCAGUCCAUGAGCAGAGUGGGUGGGAUCCUUCAUGAUGUUACUGGCCCUUUUCCAACACCUUUCUGUCUAUAUGUCCAUGGUCCUAGGAGCUGCUCUUCGACUGGCAUUCUGCAGCGAUGAGGUGGUGGCUUGGCCAGUGUUUGUAGGUCAUUUUUUAAAAAAUCAUAUGACACCUUGUUCUUUUGUAUUUGAUCAUCAGCGUUUCUACCACAGGUUUGUCAUGGAAAGAGUCAGCACCAGUUGGAAUGGCACGGUCGCAUAUUGGAUAGAUAGCACAAUUGCUUUGUAGCACCAGCCACCUGGGUUCAAUGCACCCAUGGUGCAUGGGUUUCCUCCCGGGUUCAAUUCCCGUCGCUGUCUGUAAACAGUCUGUACAUUCUCCCCACGGUGCAUGGGUUUCCUCCCGCAUGCCAAAGGCCUACAGGUUAAUGUUAGUAAGUUGUAGGCGUGCUCUACUGGCGACACUGGCAGGCUGCCCCCAGCUCAAUGCUCACUGAUUUAAUUUGACAUAAACAAUGCAUUUCACCGUAUGUUUCAAUGUACAUGUGACAAAUAAAGCUAAUCCUUUAAAUCUUUAAUAUGUGGUCUUGUCCUAGGCAGGACAUUAGCAUAUCAUUUCAUAGCACCGGCUUAAAUUCAAAUUUGAUUCUCCCCUCUGUAUGUAAGGAGUUUGUAUUUUCUCUCCCUUUGGGUUUUCUCUGAAUGCUCCAGUUUCCUCCCACGUUCCAUAUUAUAGGGUGCAUGUCAGGGGUAAUCUUUUUGCAUACAGAGUGGUGGGUGCAUGGUGCCAGGGGUGGUACAGGGAGAUACAUUGGGGAGAUUUAAGAAAACACUUGGGCACAUGGAGCAUAGAAAAAUGGAAGAUUAUGUGGGAGGGGAAGGUAAGUUUGAUCUUGGAGUAGGUUACAAAGUCAGCACAACAUCAUGGGCCUGUACUGUUCUAUGUUUCUGUGUUAGGGUUAGUGACUUGUGGCCAUACCAUGUUGGCACCAGAAAUGUGGCGAUGCUUGCCGGCUGCCUGGCACAAUUGUCUGAUUUGAUACAAAAUGACAUAUUCCACUGUUUUGAUGUAUGCUUGACAAAUAAAUUUUAAACUUUAAAACCAAUGCUGACGGUUGCGACGGUGUACCAGGAGAUAUAUGCUGUGGCAUAUGUAUCCCUUGUGUGUAGAAGUUUUGUACUAUUGUAGGAUAAAGUAAUUGCUGGAAGCAUGUGUAAUUGACAACCACCGACAUUGAGUUGGGUUCACUGUGAGAGGCUGAUCUGAUGUAAUGACAUAAUUAUGUGAAGUUCUGUUACCCCGCUGUGUGUUCAUUUUAUGGAUACAAUAAAUGAGUUGUUUUC
This is a messenger RNA of Mobula hypostoma (lesser devil ray), 5419 nucleotides long. RefSeq names its product RAB interacting factor (gene rabif). The record is from RefSeq and is a predicted model, not a curated record. Lineage: Eukaryota; Metazoa; Chordata; Chondrichthyes; Myliobatiformes; Myliobatidae. Gene Ontology annotation, cellular component: membrane; cytosol. Gene Ontology annotation, biological process: small GTPase-mediated signal transduction; post-Golgi vesicle-mediated transport. The transcript is spliced from 2 exons. Bases 17 to 451 code for a protein of 144 amino acids. Gene Ontology annotation, molecular function: zinc ion binding; guanyl-nucleotide exchange factor activity.